Molecule: messenger RNA, 1541 nt
Organism: Pyrus x bretschneideri (Chinese white pear)
Lineage: Eukaryota; Viridiplantae; Streptophyta; Magnoliopsida; Rosales; Rosaceae
Product: APETALA2-like protein 3
Exons: 1
Coding region: 395-1261 (288 amino acids)
Biological process (GO): regulation of DNA-templated transcription
Molecular function (GO): DNA binding; DNA-binding transcription factor activity
Source: RefSeq, a predicted model, not a curated record
CAACAUUUUUUACAGCGUUUAAACCAAACAAACAAUUAUCGAAAAUUACAGCGCCGGGUUACAAAAUCGAAGUGUUACCGUCUGGUAUUCUGGGUAUUUCCCGCCCUUUCAUCCUCUCUUCGGACCGACAUAUCGUAUGCAAUGAUGCAACCAAAAUGACAAUAAAAAUGGUAGAAAAAUUAUUGCUGACCAUUUCUCCAGUCAUUUCAAUCCUCCGUCGUUAAAAACAAUUGAAGCCUGCAGGACUGGGACGGCGACGUUUUUGUCACCUUGUUAUCUGUCGGCUUCUUCGACUCCCGGAUUCUUCAGCUUACCCAUGAUUAUAAAUCCACGAGCAAUCCGUUCUCGGACGGUUUCAAUCAGAGACUGAAGAAAAACGACGACGGUUUUAUAAAUGGCUUUGCGGGAACAAAACGACGGCGUUCGGGGGAGGAAGAAGAAGUCGACGAGAGGCCACCACCGGUUCGUGGGAGUCCGGCAGAGGCCGUCCGGGAGAUGGGUCGCGGAGAUCAAGGACUCUCUACAGAAAGUGAGGCUCUGGCUCGGGACAUUCGACACUGCAGAGGAUGCCGCUCGGGCAUAUGAUGAUGCUGCUCGAGCGCUCCGCGGUGCCAACGCCCGAACCAAUUUUGAGCUGCCACAGAGUGCUGGGGCCGGGGGCGUGGAGGAAAUUGUGGAGCCGUUCUCGUUUGAGGCGGUGUGUGGGAAUGUGGUGGAAGCUGAUGGGUUGCUGGGUGCACUUAGAGCUAAGUUGCAGGAUGGUAAGGGGAUAACUGGCGUACUCCCACAACCACCACAGGGAACUAGUGGGACGAAACCGGAGUCAGUUAGUCUACGUGGUGCGGCGGCGGGAUUCGUGAACCCGCACAAGGAGGACCCAAUUGUGUUAGAAAAUCAGUGGCAGCAUCAGGUUCACCCUUGUCCAAAACCAUCAAACCCAAACAUGGUGUGGACCAAUGAGAGUCAAGCAGCAUAUGAGCAAGUGCCUAAUUGGUCCACGUGGUCGAAUAACAACAUGCCGUAUGUACCAGAACAAUGCGUUAUGGAGCCUCCGUUGCCUAUUGCAAGCAUUGGCGAUGCUAAAGUGAUGGCGGCGGGUACGCAGCAUCUGUCACAGAUUGAUGGUAAUGGUGGUAGUGGUGGUGGUGGUGGUGCUUGGUGUUCAGAUCAGCAGCAGUUUUUGCACUGUGACAGUAGCAAUUGGGGAGGAGCUAAUGGCAGUUGGGAUCCUCUUUUUUAUGCCUCAUCUGUGCUGGGGUGAUGAGAUCAUAUCCAUAUAAUCAAUGCAAUUCUUUGCGUUUUACCAUUUUUAACCUACAAGCUAGUCUUUGCAGGCAAAUCAAUUCUUUCAAGUAUGUGCCCCCAAUAAAAUUAUGUACCCUACUAGGUUAUAGGCAUUUCCGACCGUCAUUCAUAGUUUAUUCAGUGAAAGAACUACUCUUAAUACAUAGCCAUACCAAAAUUUCACUUAUCGUUUGUGUGUAGCAGUAAUAUAUGAUCAUAUUAAAGAAGAUGUAAUCGAUUGAUAUUUGUACAUUCCC